Molecule: messenger RNA, 1287 nt
Organism: Trichoderma aggressivum f. europaeum
Lineage: Eukaryota; Fungi; Ascomycota; Sordariomycetes; Hypocreales; Hypocreaceae
Exons: 2
Coding region: 1-1287 (428 amino acids)
Biological process (GO): proteasome-mediated ubiquitin-dependent protein catabolic process
Molecular function (GO): proteasome binding; endopeptidase inhibitor activity
Source: RefSeq, a predicted model, not a curated record
AUGGCGGAACCACGGCAGACGCCGGUCAGCAUAGACUCGGUGCUCCAGGCCAUGGCCGAUGCUCUGCCCACGCAUCAGCCAAACGACGAAUCGUCCGACAUCGCAAGUUCCUACGAAGUCGUAGCGCUUCUCGCACAUGCGUACUUUGUCUCCCUCGACUUUCGGCUGUACGGCUUUAACGAAGACAAGUUGCUGGAGGAAUGCCAGACUCUGGCGCCUCGUCUCCCCCCGUACUGGAAUAAUGGAUUCGGCGCUCUUUCCUUUGUGUACAGGCACAAACAGUCGGCCAUGACCUUUGUCUUGCGCGUCGACCGCAUGGGCGCCAAGGUCGAGAUCCGGGCUCUCGCUGUCGGCGACGAGAAGAUCUACCGGGUCGAAUAUGAGACCCGAAAGGUCGUCAGGGCUAACAACCUGCCCUUUCGCAUUCCCCCCGACGGCCAGGGACAGGAAGACCGAAGCCAUCUCGCGGGGAUGCUGACGUCUCUAUUUGACUCGCUCGAAAUUAUCCAGAACAUAAUUCGGGACUUGAGGGUCGAUCUCGUGCAAAAGUUGAUCCCAAAGCUUCAGAAGGAGGGCUACGUCGAGUCACAGGAUGGCUCGGGAAAUAAGAUCCUUGGUGCAAAUGAACGAAGCACGCAAGAGGGCAUCGCAUCGCAACGUAUCCGCCCGGAAGACCGCGGAUACGGACUUCCUCCAUAUCCCAGCUCUACGACUCCUGACCGCCCUGGUGCGAUUCCACAGGCAUCACAGCCAUUCCGACCACAACAGCCGCCACACCCCUAUCCGCAUCCCGAUCUGCUGCCCAAUAAUGGCGCUCCUCGGCGUCCCAUACCUGGUGAUUUCCCCCCUCCUGGUUUCGAGGAUGAGCACGAAAUCCACGCUUCGCCACGAAAUAUGGCGGGGUCACAGGCGCCUCCUCUCUUCAACAUAGGACAUGACGAUCUCAACCCCCCCAGACUUGGCCCCCACGAUCCGCUCAGGCCAUCGUUGAGACCUCUGGCUUCGCCUCCGACCGGCGGCUUUUCAGGCAUGCAUCCCACCUUUGGCGAUCCGCUGUUUACGGGACAGGGUGGCUAUGGAGGCCAAUACUAUGCCCAAGGAUACAACUCCCAAAGGCCACCGGGAGCUAGGUACGAUCCGGUCGAUCCCAGCGAUGUGCCGAUGUACCCCUCGGAGCAGAGGUCUUCAUUUCCUGGGAGAAGAGGCGGCAACAACGGAGGCUUUGGUCCUGGUCCAGGAGGCUUUGGUUCUGGUUCGGGAGGUUAUGGUUCGGGUGAUUUUAUCUAA